This is a messenger RNA of Drepanopeziza brunnea f. sp. 'multigermtubi' MB_m1, 948 nucleotides long. Lineage: Eukaryota; Fungi; Ascomycota; Leotiomycetes; Helotiales; Drepanopezizaceae. The record is from RefSeq and is a predicted model, not a curated record.
AUGGCACAAGUUAUUUCAAACUCGGGUCAUGACGACAUGAUUCAUGAUGCGGUCUUGGAUUAUUACGGAAGACGACUCGCAACCUGCUCUUCUGACAAGACUGUCAAGAUCUUCGAAGUUGAAGGCGAAUCGCAUCGUCUCACAGAGACACUCAAAGGGCAAGUUUCCCUGUCUGCUCCCCAGGAAACGAAACUAACAUCGCCCAGUCACGAAGGCGCUGUCUGGUCGGUGUCCUGGGCACACCCGAAAUAUGGCAAUAUCCUGGCUUCAGCUGGUUACGAUGGCAAGGUCUUCAUAUGGCGCGAACAAGGCACUGCCUGGACUAAGGUCUUCGAUUUCGCCCUGCAUACUGCAUCUGUGAAUAUCAUUUCCUGGUCUCCCCACGAAUCUGGCUGCUUACUCGCCUGCGCUUCAUCCGACGGCAAUGUGUCUGUGUUGGAGUUCAAGGACAACUCAAUGGACCACAAGAUCUUCCAUGCGCAUGGCAUCGGAGUCAAUUCUGUAUCCUGGGCACCAAGCACCACCCCUGGAUCGCUGGUCUCGAGCGCAGGUGGUCAGGGUGGAGUUAGGAGAUUUGUUACAGGUGGUAGCGACAACAUGCUGAGAUUAUGGAGCUUCGACGCUGCGUCACAAAAUUACACACAGGAGCGAGAGCCACUGACGGGACAUACCGACUGGGUACGCGAUGUUGCAUGGUCACCGACGGUAUUGCAAAAGAGCUAUAUUGCAUCCGCUAGUCAAGACAAGACAGUUCGGAUUUGGACGAGCGAUCCUAGCCAGCCGGGCGUAUGGAAUAGCAAGGUGUUGAACUUUGACGUGGUACUAUGGAGAGUGAGCUGGAGUUUGAGUGGGAACGUAUUGGCGGUCAGUGCGGGUGAUAAUAAAGUCAGUCUCUGGAAGGAGAAUCUGAGGGGCGAAUGGGAGUGUGUGAAGACUAUUGAGGAGUAG